AUCAGGUCUAUACAGUACCUACCAGUCAUGUGUGAAAACCUUCAUUUUCAGCAUUCACAGUAAACCGUAUCUAGUGUAGUAAGUCUUUGGAUCCAGCAACAACAUUUUUGAAAAUGGCAAGAAAGCCUCCUGUUCCUGCACCUAGAGCAAAGGGAAAAAACCUGGCAAAGCCAGGGGACAUAUGUUCAGAUGAAUUCUCAGAUGAUAUGCCCAUGAUCCAGGUUAAGAGGCCACCACCAGUUCCACCUAAAGUCCACAAAAUUAUCAGAUCAGGUGGGAAAGCUGUACCUGGCAUGGUGCGUUCCAGUUCUGUGCCUGAAUAUGAUAAAAAGAGUGGAGGACAAGACUUCACUGUGCAGAAUAAUGCAGAGGAUGGCAUCAGAUCCCUGGCACUGCAGUGCCCAAGUCAAACGUCAGAUAAAUCCAGUGAUCAGGGGAAGACAUAUGUUAGACGUGAAGUGUUGUUGAAACGUCCGACUUGGCAUGUGGAUUCUCAUCUGUUGUAUCAGAGAAGUAAUUCAUUUCCGGAACAGAGCUCAGCUCAGAGUCAGCAGGAUGCAGAGGACAAUGAAGAUUUCAUUGGGUGGUGGAACUCAGAGGAACCCUGGAAGGAAUAUCCUGACACAAAGGAAAAUGAUGCAAUAACAUUCACGCAAAAAGCCAAAAAUCUAAAAAAUGCUGUUAAGGUAUAUGAUUACCUCCUUAUUGAGCAUGGAGCGAAUCUGCAGGGUCACAUUUUAGAUCUAGAUGAAGUGGCCAAUAGCAUUGAUAAGGUCCAUAAGGGAGUGAAGAUAGCAGGUAUUACUGGAGGAGCUGCAGGGGCAGUAGGGGUUGCAGCUGCUGUUGGAGGUAUCAUUCUUGCCCCACUGACUGCGGGGGCUUCAUUAGCAGUGACUGCAGUUGGAGUUGGAGUUGCAGCUGCGGGAGGAGUCACUGGAGCCUCAGCUGCCAUCACCAACAAAGUCCACACCAAUAUGGACAGGAAGAAGGUGGAAACAAUCCUGCAAGAACACUGUACACAUAUAGAGGAAAUUGAGAAAUGUGUCAAAGUUAUUGGCACAAAUAUCGAGGGUCUGAAGAAAUACAACCUGUCCACAUUAAAGGGGGUGGAUUGGACAGCAGUGAAGAUGGCUAGAAUGGCACAUAAGUUAGGAGACAGUGUGGGAGCGAUUGGUGCAGUCAGCAAGUCCUCAGGGAUGAUCCAAGGCUUUUCAUUGGGCAUGGACAUGUACUUCAACAAAGAAGACUCCAAACAAUUGAAGAAAGGCUCAGAAACCAAAUUCGCCAAGCAAAUCCGCAAGAUCUCAAAGAACAUGCAGACCAGCCUUGAUGAGCUGAUGGCAUUUAAAACAGUGAUAAAUUCUGAAAAAAUAUAGAACCCAAUUUCUUUUGUAAAACUAUAAACUAUAUACUAUACAUUUUAAUGUAUUAAUAUGUUUAAGUUUAAAAAGGUAUGUUGUUUUAAAGCUGUGAAAUUAA
Molecule: messenger RNA, 1479 nt
Organism: Hemibagrus wyckioides
Lineage: Eukaryota; Metazoa; Chordata; Actinopteri; Siluriformes; Bagridae
Product: apolipoprotein L4-like
Exons: 8
Coding region: 114-1376 (420 amino acids)
Biological process (GO): lipoprotein metabolic process; lipid transport
Cellular component (GO): membrane; extracellular region
Molecular function (GO): lipid binding
Source: RefSeq, a predicted model, not a curated record